Molecule: messenger RNA, 333 nt
Organism: Ostreobium quekettii
Lineage: Eukaryota; Viridiplantae; Chlorophyta; Ulvophyceae; Bryopsidales; Ostreobiaceae
Source: the annotation of a GenBank genome assembly
AUGUGCAGGGAUUCCCGUGUGGACACAUCGGUUGGGUCUUGUGCGAUUAUUCGAUUCCCUGCCAGCGAAGCACAGGCGGGCUGGGGACGACGGCCAGGUGUCACAAGCGGCUCGAAGCGCGAUGUUCUGGUGGGAAUGGCAGUCACACUGAUGCACGACUUUCAGCAACAAUGCACAUUGAAACAGGGAAGCUGCGUGACAUGGUCAGAAACCGGCCUUCAAAUGGGACGUGUCAGCACAGCGCUGUUUCUUUCGGACGUUGUCGUAAAAGUGUGGAAGGAUGGGCGAAACGGAGGGUUGGCAGCGGAUACCAGCGCCAGUUGUUGGACAUGA